Brassica rapa (field mustard) is the source of this 1044-nucleotide messenger RNA. RefSeq names its product F-box/kelch-repeat protein At4g38940. The record is from RefSeq and is a predicted model, not a curated record. Gene Ontology annotation, molecular function: protein binding. NCBI's taxonomy places the organism in Eukaryota, Viridiplantae, Streptophyta, Magnoliopsida, Brassicales, Brassicaceae.
AUGGCAAAGGAAGAGCAAUCCUCGAAACCAUUGUCUCUGAUUACGUCACUUCCCCAAGACGUCAUCGUUGACAUCUUAGCCCGUAUAUCGAGAUUCGACUAUCCAACACUCUCCCUAGUUUGCAAGCACUUCCAGUCAAUAGUAACGUCGCCAGAGAUAUUCACAAGACGAGCCUUGUUGGGACGCACGGAGCACUGUCUCUAUGUUGUUCUAUGUUUGCAGAACCAUACGCGUAUUUAUAUUCUCCGCAAGAACAAAACCAACGGCGAUACCCCUUUGGUCUUGAUCCCGUCGCUUCCUGCUAUGCCUUUGUAUCUAAACUUCGUAGCAGCUGGGUCGAGGAUAUACGCGUUUGCUCGGAAGAGCGAUUACGAAAUGAUGACAUUAAGCAUUGACUGUGGAUCUCACAGCGUGCAACCCUUCCCUAGUAUACCUACACACCUGAAUCUUAUAGUGGCUGGCGUCAUAGAGGGGAGAAUCUACGGAGUUGGAUGUCGCUUUUCGGAGGAGUGGGAGAAGGUGAUGGUGGUGUUCGAUACAAAAACACAAGUGUGGGAGCCUGGGAUGAUAUCAGUAAUGAAGGAGGGCUUUAUGUGUGGUUGUGUGGUGAUGGCUGACAAGAUGUACACGAGGGAUUAUGCUAACAGCUUUGUUUACGAUCCAAAAGAGAAUAAAUGGGAAAAGGACGAGAUGCUGAAUCUUCACAAGUGGGAAAAUGCGUGUGUUGUUGAUGACGUGUUGUACUACUUAGAUUGUAAUGAGAAAGAGUUAAGGGCGUAUGAUGGAAAGCGGAGGUGUUGGCAAGUGGUGAAAGGUUUGGAAGCAUUGUUGCCCGAGACGAGAAGAAGAAAAGAGUGGUCACAGACUGUGAAUUACGAUGGGAAACUGGCUUUGUUUUAUCCUAAAGAAAACUGUGAAAUUUGGUGCGCGGAGAUUUCGCUAGAAACACGUCAAGGAGGGGAGAUUUGGGGUACUGUUGAGUGUUGCCGUCAUCUCGUGACUUCGCAAUCAUGCUUUAUGAAAGCUCUAGAUGUUGUUGUCUGA